This is a messenger RNA of Sphaeramia orbicularis (orbiculate cardinalfish), 3289 nucleotides long. Its product is annotated as zinc finger protein 2 homolog. Gene Ontology annotation, molecular function: DNA-binding transcription factor activity, RNA polymerase II-specific; RNA polymerase II cis-regulatory region sequence-specific DNA binding. Bases 330 to 2324 code for a protein of 664 amino acids. The transcript has 6 exons. The record is from RefSeq and is a predicted model, not a curated record. Lineage: Eukaryota; Metazoa; Chordata; Actinopteri; Kurtiformes; Apogonidae. Gene Ontology annotation, biological process: regulation of transcription by RNA polymerase II.
UAAAUCAGUUUUUUUCUGCUGGACUUAGUGGUGCAUUUUUUGCUGGUGAUCUUGUCUCUUUCUGUUGCUUAACUGUUGUAGCUUGGGGCUAAUCAGUAGCUAGUCGCUAAGAUCAGCAAAGCAACUAAACGCCAUGUCAGGGGCUAGCUGGCUAAUAACAGUCUGGUCUGAACCCGAGGUAGUCACUGACCAAAGUCCUGGUCACGGUUAGACGGAGACAUCUCCUCCAGGGGUUGAACAGUGGCUCCUAGGCAGCAGGAUGCUGAUACUUCUCAUGUUGUGAAUGCUAUUGUGACGGAACAUCUACCAACAGGUUUUCUGUUUGAGAGAUGGGCUCUGAAAUCCCAGAGGACUUUGAAGCAGCUGUGAUCCUGGCUGAGGAUAAUCAGCAGGAAAUUGGAGGAUUGAUCAACUCAGAUGGAGAAGAAGUGGAUUUCUCAGAUCUAAAAGACAGAAAUAUGGGAGCUGCACAGACUCCGUCAAAGCCUCUGUCUCUCCACAGCUGCUCAGUCUGCGGUAAAGACUUCCCUUAUGCCUCGAAACUUCAGCGACACCUACGCACUCACUCGGGAGAGAGGCCUUUCCCCUGUUCCAUGUGUGAGAAGAGAUUUCCAGAAAAGGGACUUCUCAUGAUUCAUGAGAGAGUCCACACUGGAGAGAAGCCAUUUCCAUGCACUUUCUGUGAGAAGAGGUUUGCGAGUCAGGGGGAGCUCAGACUACAUCGGCGUACUCACACAGGUGAGAGGCCAUAUCACUGCUCAAUCUGUCUCAAGAGCUUUUCUCGCCACUGGCACUUGAAAACACACCUGGAGGCCAUGCACUCGGAGGUGGUGGCUGGCUUUACCAGGAAGAAGUUUCCAUGUUCUGACUGUGACAAGAGCUGUAACUCAGCAGCUGAGUUGAGGGAUCAUCAGAGGACUCACACAGGAGAGAGACCCUAUCAGUGCUCAUUCUGUGAUAAGCGGUUUGCGUUGUCGGGGACGCUUGUGAGACAUGAGCGUCUCCACACCGGCAUCACGCCCUACCACUGCUCUGACUGUGGAAAGACAUUCGCACAACAGUGGACUCUAACAACACACAUGCGGACUCAUACGGGAGAAAAGCCGUACAGCUGCACGCAGUGUGAGAAGUCUUUUGUGGCUCCAGGUGAACUCCGCAGGCACACAAGGAUUCACACAGGUGAAAAGCCGUACACCUGCACGGACUGUGGGAGGCACUUCUCUUUAGCAGGGACUCUGAGGAACCACAAACGCUCAUGUACACAAAACAAGAACGGACCGGUGGCAGGCGUCGUGUCCGACUCAGUUCAACCUGCAGCUGGUGAGACGUCACAGCAAAGCCCAACAAACAUCAGCUCUGAGCUGUGUGAUAGUCAAAGUAUGCCAAAUGUAGCUGAAGCCCACUCAUCACAGGGUCAACACUGUGACAAAGACACUCAGCAUCAAGAACCAGAGGAGCAGCAGGAGGACAGCCCACAUAUGAAUGUAAUAGUGAAGGAGGAGGAAGAAGAGGAGCCUUUAUGUGAAGAAGUGUCUGGAGAUGAGGAUUGUUCCUUAUCGGAGGAAACUGAAGAUCUACAGCAGGAAAACACAGAAAUAAAAAUUACUGUAAAGGAGGAAGAGGAGGAACCCAUCAAUAUGUCCCGGGAGUUUACUGAGCAGGUGGACGGUGUUGAACCCAACAGUCCUCCAGCCUCACCGAUGCAGGAGCAUCUGACAAAGAGCUCUUACUGCUGUGGACUUUGUGGAAGAGACUGUCAUAAGAUGUCUGCACUGCAAAUACACAUGCGGAUUCACUCGGGAGAGAAACCAUACCAGUGCACUCUGUGUGGGAAACAGUUCACCCAGAAAGGUCAACUCAAAGGUCACCAGAAGGUCCACACAGGAGAGAAGCCGUUCUCUUGUCCAGACUGUGGGAAAAGCUUUGCCCACUCAGGGGCCAUGAACAGACACCGGCUCACGCACACAGGCGAGCGGCCGUACCACUGCUCCGUGUGCGACCGCAGCUUCAACCAGUCCGGACGCCUGAGGGAGCACGAAAAAAUCCACUUUGGGGAGAAGUUUGACUGCCCUGAGUGUGAAAAGAGUUUCACACGCGCUUCAAGCCUCAAGAACCAUUUCAGACUCCACACAGGAGAGAGGCCAUAUGGCUGUGACAUCUGUGGGAGGGGCUUCAGUCGCUCGCAAAGCCUUCGACUCCACAGACGGAAACAUGAGCAGAUUCAGACUAAGGAAGAGGCUCUGUUGAAUGUGAAGGAUGAUGACUUAUCACACAGUGACAAUAACUCACCCAUUAAUAUGUGUAUAACAGACAAACAUGACUGACAGUGUAUUCAGAUGAACCGUGCAGACAGCAGUUGUCAUAUACUAUACUGUUGUCAGCAUUUUAGGCAGUAACAUACAGAUGGGUGACAUAUUAAAGGAAAAACCUGAUACGUCAAGGGUAUCAAACUCAUUUUAGCUCAAUUUGAUCUCAAGUGGGUCAGAUCAGUAAAAUAAUUGAAAAAAAACAACCUGUAAAUAGUGACAGCUCCAGAUGUUUCUAUUUUAGUGCAAAAAAGUAAAAUUAAAUUAUUAAAACGUUUGCAUUUACACACUAUCCAUCCACAAAAAAGUGAAUAACUUGAAAUUUCGUAUGAAAAAUAAGUUCAGCUUCAGCAAUAUUAUGCCUCAAAUUAUCAUUUAUACAUGUGGAUUACAACUUACAUAUCGCAGUGGAACACAAAAGGAACAAAAUAUAUAGUAACAGCCAGAAUAUUGUCAAAAUUUUAAAGUUUAAAAUUUGGAGGUUUCAUUAUUUAUAGCUUAUUCUGCUAUCAUUUUAUUGUUCCAACCCACUGAAGAUCAAAUUGGGCUAAAAUGAGUUAGACUCCAUAGACCUUUAACAUCUUCAGUGUAAUUUUUGCACUUCGCAACUUCAUCUCAUCGGCCGAAUUGGAACCUUUUGUUGGUUGGUUUUGGCCUGCGGGCUGUAUGUUUGACACCACUGACUGAAGACAGUGAUGAAGUCCCAAAUGCACUAACUAGAAUAGCCAUUUAAGGCUAAAAAAAUCCACUGCCAUCAAUUUGCAUGCUAAAAUUUCCCCCUUUCCAGGAGAAAUAGACAUGUUGGCAGCCUGGUACAAAAAUAUUUUGGUCUCUGUGGCUAAUUGUCCAGUUUAUGAAAAGUGUACCAGCAUUAAUUAAUUAAUUAAUAAUUAAAAGUGUGGCUACUUUGACUGGGUGCCAUCCAUUUCAACUGGUGGACUCUGUUAACUGGUCUGCCUGCUCAGUUCAACUUUAUGGGUUUC